AUGGCUCGAAUGAACCACCCAGCUCCUGUGGAAGUCACUUAUAAGAACAUGAGAUUUCUUAAUCCAACCAAUGCGACCUUAAACAAAUUUAUAGAGGAACUUAAGAAGUAUGGAGUUACCACAACAGCAAGAAUAUGUGAAGCAACUUAUGACACUACUCUUGCGGAGAAAGAAGGCAUCCAUGUUCUCGAUUGGCCUUUUCAUGAUGGCGCACCACCAUUUAACCAGACUGUUGAUGAUUGGUUAAGUCUCGUGACAAUUAACUUCCACGAAGACCCUGGUUGUUGUAUUGCCGUUCAUUGUGUUGCAGGCCUUGGGAGAGGUCCAGUGCUUGUCGCCCUAGCAUUAAUUGAAGGUGGAAUGAAAUAUGAAGAUGCAAUACAGUUGAUAAGACAAAAGCAGCGUGGAGCUUUCAACAGCAAGCAACUUUUGUAUUUGGAGAAGUAUCGUCCUAAAAUGCGGCUGCGCUUCAAAAACUCCAAUGGUCAUAGGAACAACUGUUGCUUUCAAUAAAACUGGGGUGCCUGAUGCCAUUGCUUGGAAGUGGAACCUAGACAGGACGGAAU
Messenger RNA from Orcinus orca (killer whale), 566 nucleotides. RefSeq names its product protein tyrosine phosphatase type IVA 1-like. Lineage: Eukaryota; Metazoa; Chordata; Mammalia; Artiodactyla; Delphinidae. The coding region runs from base 1 to 513 and encodes 170 amino acids. The transcript has a single exon. Gene Ontology annotation, molecular function: protein tyrosine phosphatase activity. The record is from RefSeq and is a predicted model, not a curated record. Gene Ontology annotation, biological process: protein dephosphorylation. Gene Ontology annotation, cellular component: nucleus.